Lolium perenne is the source of this 1967-nucleotide messenger RNA. RefSeq lists its product as uncharacterized. The record is from RefSeq and is a predicted model, not a curated record. NCBI's taxonomy places the organism in Eukaryota, Viridiplantae, Streptophyta, Magnoliopsida, Poales, Poaceae.
AGGUACUCCUCCGGCGACUGGUCCCCGAUACCUGCACCUUGGCCUAUUGUUGGAUUGGAUAAGCCACCUCCAUCUUGGGAACUUGUGAGAACUCCUGUUUUUGUGCUAUAAUGAAUACACAAAGACUAGAGCUUAUUAGGAAGAGGAGAGAGGAAGACGACGAGGAGUUCAUGUUCUUACUUUUACCAAUAUUGCACUAUCACAAAAGGAGUAGAAGAGGGAAAGUAGAGAGAACACAGCGGCAUAGCUCCGUCUUGUAUGGCAUGCAACGUGUUCAAGGAAUCCUUGACGGACAUGUUAAGAAUUGCCGGGUAGCCUAUAGGAUGGAGCCACACAUUUUCAGAUCCUUAGCAUCCUAUCUUAGAAGAGAAAAAUUAUUGAAGGACAAAAGGAUUAAGGUUGAAGAAAAACUGGCUAUUUCCCUCUACAUGUUGUCACACAAUGCCUCUUUCGAAGACCUACAAUUGGAGUUCCAACACAGCAACCGUACCUUCCACAAGUGCAUAAGAGAGUUCUUCAACAUCAUCCCUGUCCUAAGUAGGCGAUUUCUGAAGCCUCCCAUUAUUGACCAUCCUCAUCCAAGAAUAGCUAAUGAUGACCGUUUCUUCCCCUACUUCGAGAAUUGCAUAGGGGCAAUUGAUGGAACACACGUGCCUAUUUCCAUAUCACCGCACCUUGCUGCACCAUUCAGAAAUAGAAAGGGAACCCUCAGCCACAACGUAAUGAUAGUUAGUGACUUCGACCUUAAUGUCACAUACAUCUCUUGUGGUUGGGAGGGUUCGGCCACAGAUGCUCGAGUCCUUCGCUCUGCAAAGGCCACUGGUUUUACAGUACCUCCUGGGAAGUUUUACCUAGUUGAUGGAGGAUACGCAAACACGGAAAAAUUCCUCGCCCCAUACCGUGGCGUGCGGUAUCACUUGAAGGAAUGGGUCCAUGGACACCGUCGCCCACAAAACUACCAAGAGUUAUUUAAUCACCGUCACGCUCUGAUGCGAAAUAGUGUGGAAAGGAACAUAGGAAUACUAAAGAAGAGGUUUCCUAUCCUACAUGUUGCCACGUUUCACAAACUGAACAAUCAAGUGAAGAUCCCUGCGGCUACUGCAAUCAUCCACAACAUAAUCAGAAGUCAACAUGGUGACGAAGAGUGGCUUGACCGUGAAGAUGAAGACCUUAUUCCUGUUGCUAACCAUGUUGAUUUGCCCAAUGGAGAUGAUAACCACCAAGGACACAACCUUGCAGAUAUGAAGCCGACUUUGCAUCCAGUGGGCACACCCAAGUUCAACUUGAAAAAAGCUUCUCUUGGUGUGAGAAAAACUCCACCGACCAAUAAGAAAAGGAAAUCACCAAAAGCAACGAAAGCAAGAGCCCAAUGGAAUUUGGGGCUUGAGAAAUCUCUGAUCGAUAUACUUCAUGAGCAUAAUAAUGACUAUUACAGAGCACAAAAUGGAUGCAGUGGGGACACUUGGAAUCAAAUGAUGCAAUUAUUCCAGGAACGUAAUCCGCAGGUGAACUUCGUCAAAUCCCAGCUACAAGAUAAAGAAAAAGAACUCAAGAGAGAAUACAAGAUGCUCAAGGAAGCUCGGAUGCAAAGUGGCGCUGGUUGGGAUGAGAAGACCUGCAUGAUAGUUGUUGAGAAGGCUUUGUGGGAUAAUCUAGAAAUCUCCUUUCCAAGAAUUGGGAAAUUCAAGAGAAAUGGCUUUCCUAUGUAUGAUUCUCUUGGAGAUCUAUAUGAUGGCCAAAUAGCUGAGGGGAAUCACAAUUUCACUUCAAGCUCUAAGGCAUCUCAACUUGAUGAAGAGUUAGAAGAUGAAAGAGUGGAAGAAGCUGGGUCUGAAUUUGAUGAGGACGUACAAAUUCUGGAUGAAGACCCUACUGAAAAGAAAGACGAGGGCACGGGAAGUUCAGCCAGCCGAGAAUGGAGAAGAAGGCAACUGGUGUACCAAAGAAAAUUCCUCCAAAGGAAUUAA